Molecule: messenger RNA, 2567 nt
Organism: Archocentrus centrarchus (flier cichlid)
Lineage: Eukaryota; Metazoa; Chordata; Actinopteri; Cichliformes; Cichlidae
Gene: c8h17orf75
Product: chromosome 8 C17orf75 homolog
Exons: 10
Coding region: 162-1340 (392 amino acids)
Cellular component (GO): trans-Golgi network
Source: RefSeq, a predicted model, not a curated record
CAGUAGGAACAUAAUCGAAGCUAUUGCUUGUUACCUCUCAGUUUGAUAUCACUGAGGACUUCUAACAUUAAUAGUACAUUUUUACCAACGCAGCUCAGCUAAACAAUAAAGCCUGUCCCUUUUCCUGCCAUUUUAGAGGCUGGGAGCUUCCUCUGUGCAGCAUGUUUACUUCCCAAACUUCGUCCUUCCAAGACUCAAUCGAUGUGGAGGAGAGGGAUGACUUUGACAGCGAAGAAAUAGCUGGAUUCAGCCAGAAGAUUCAGCUGAACUGCUACUACACCAUCUACCUUUAUCAAGGCACAAGAUCUGAGGCUUCUGGGGAAAAUGUGGCAUGGAACCAGAGACGAGCAGACUCCACAACCAGUCAGGAUGACUUUAGCCUCACACUAAUUGACAGCAGCCUGCCAUCAGAGGCAGAACCAGAGCUGCGGACCUACAUUUCAAGGCGUCUAAGCAAAGGAGCCCUGCUUGGAGGCAUGGGCAACAUCGCCACUGUGGAACUCAGCCUUCCAGAGCAGGCUGUCGGCUGCUACUGCUGCCUCUUGGAGCAGGAGCGGUCUCCAGAACAGGCAGAUUCUGAUGGGAAUGGAUAUGUCAUCUGCUUUAUGGGAGGCUCUGAAAAAGGACUGAACUUAUUUAGAUUAGAGCUUGAUAAAUACGUCCAAGGCCUGCAUAGCAGUCUGCAAACUCCAGAGCUGCAGAACCUCGAGACAGAGGUGCGCCCCUAUCUGAGCCAGUGGUACGAGGAGUCUGUGAUGCACAUUUAUCGAGUGGCGCAGCUGGUCCAGAGCAACAUCAGCUUCCUGCUCCAUGCUGCUCUCAGUCACACACAUGUAGAGGUCAUCAAUUCAGACCAGAGGACGAAGGCUGACGUGUCCAGGUUCAUCAAAGCAGCCAGUUUGCAGGGACUGUCCCAGCAAGACACCACCACCGCUUCCCUGUGCAAGGCCAUCUCAGAGGACGCACAGUCUGCCCUGAUCAUAGACUGCUCCAGCAGCCCACCCACACUCACAAAUACUGUCAGCAAUCGUUUCUGUGAUGACUGGAUUCAGGCAUUUCUGAACGCUGCAGAGCGCUGUAAUCCAUUCCUGCUCAGACAGAUUCUGGAGAACUUCAAACUUAAGGCCAUCCAGGACAUGAACAGCUUGAAGCGCUUCGUGCGUCAGGCAGAGAUGAGUCACUACGCCCUAUUUCGUUGCAGUCAGUUCCUGCAGGGCUGCGGGAACGGAGAUGUGUUGCUGCAGAACGCCCGGGCCGAGCACAGCGAUCUGCCCGAAGCCUGCAGCAUCAUCACCGUCCUGGAGGAGUUCCUCAGGGAACAAUCCCAGGCCCAGGCGUGAUCUCCAUAAGACGGUCUGCACUACCAGCAAACCUCACACUACAACCCAUAUAAAAUAUCAGAUUGCCUGAGAGAAUUGCAGCUGUUGAGGCUGCUGCAUAAUUAAAAAAAAUGUAAAUUAUAAAACUAUGUUUUAAAGGGUGGUGGUCAGACUUGGAAUACGUACUGUAAAACAGUGACAGAUUUAGUGACAUCACUGUAUUAACAUUGAUAACCAUUAACGCCAGCUGUUAAUUAGAAAUGAUUCAAGUUUCUACAGACAUUACCUCAGUGAAGAUAAAUACAAAUUUAACAUAAACAGAAUAUUUAAAGUCUAGUUAUUAAGUGGCUUGUGUUGUUGUCGUUCAUCACAAUACUACAAACCAAAUAUUAUUUCCAGUAUUUUGCUAACUGACAAAGAUCACAACACAGACUCGAUCCAAACAAGAGCAUGUUCUGCUCGUUAGCAUGUUGCUUAGUUGUUGUAUAUUCUUUAUAAAUUAAUUAAUAUUUUUAAUUUCUUUUGACUUUGAGGGAAAAAAAAUUACUUUGACUGCACAAAUCACUCCUCGUGCUUUUUACAUACGCGCACCUUGUUUUUGCUUGUAUUUCAACCCAGUAUAUGCACUACUAAAUUAUUUUAUUUUAAUGAGUGAGGAUACUGCGUAUACAUGCUGUAUGUUUAGUGUCGUACAUGUAGAAUAAUUUGUGGCUAUUUUUGUUAAUAUUCACUAUCACGGCCUUCAUCAGCUCACAGAUUCCUGAGAACAGAACAGGCACUAUGUGACCAUCACUACAUCACUGAGAGGGUGACAUUUAAAGGGUUUCCCACAGAAAAAAAAUGUUCUGAAAAACAAAAAAAUAAGAAAAAUGUCUUUACUUUCUUUUCCUCUUUGUUUGUUUUUUAUAUUCUUUAGUUUUUAAAGUGUUAAGCUCAGAUCAUUCCCAUCAAUUCAAGUCCAAAGUGUGUAAUACAGCAAUAUCUAUGUUAAUGGUGUGUACUUUUAAACUGUGAACCAGGUUUGAUAUGUAAAUGAGUACUUUUGUGAACAAUAGUGUGUCUGACCCUGCAGUUCUGAUAUGUACACAUUUCUGUACAGCAUGUGUUCUCUACCUAAAAAUAGGCAUGUGGUUCUUUGGUCUUGUAUAGAAGGAGUAAAUAAAUACCACAGUUGAACCUCCAGUGCCGUUGUAUCAGUGACCUAGUUUUAGAAAAAAAAAAGCUGAGGGACAUUAUUUACAUUUGUAU